This is a messenger RNA of Phalaenopsis equestris, 525 nucleotides long. RefSeq names its product solanesyl-diphosphate synthase 1, mitochondrial-like. The record is from RefSeq and is a predicted model, not a curated record. Lineage: Eukaryota; Viridiplantae; Streptophyta; Magnoliopsida; Asparagales; Orchidaceae. Gene Ontology annotation, biological process: ubiquinone biosynthetic process; isoprenoid biosynthetic process. The annotation marks the transcript as partial. Gene Ontology annotation, cellular component: transferase complex. The transcript is spliced from 4 exons. Gene Ontology annotation, molecular function: prenyltransferase activity.
AAUGUGGUUGUGCAGGUUGUAUCACUCCUUGCUACUGUGGUGGAACAUUUAGUCACAGGCGAAACAAUGCAAAUGACCAGUGCAACUGAUCAUCGUUGUAGCAUGGAGUACUAUUUACAGAAGACAUACUACAAGACAGCAUCUUUAAUUUCAAACAGUUGCAAGGCUAUAGCUAUCCUUGCUGGUCAAACCGUUGAAGUUGGAAUGCUUUGUUAUGAAUACGGCCGAAAUCUGGGUUUGGCAUAUCAACUGAUAGAUGAUGUUCUUGAUUUCACUGGCACAUCAACGUCACUUGGAAAGGGCUCUUUAUCAGACAUUCACCAUGGAAUCAUUACUGCUCCUAUACUUUUUGCAAUUGAAGACUUUCCUCAACUGCGGGAGCUUGCUCAAAGAGGCUUUCAAAAUCCUGGUGAUACAGAAACUGUUAGUUUUUUGAAAUCUAUACUAAAAUUUGUUAUGUCAUUUCUUAUUCAUGAUUUUUGCCAAGAACACUGUCUUCUGAUGAAGUAGGUUUUCUAUUUAUGA